Messenger RNA from Cyprinus carpio (common carp), 4481 nucleotides. RefSeq names its product NCK-associated protein 1 (gene nckap1). Gene Ontology annotation, biological process: neuron projection morphogenesis; cell migration; cell projection assembly. Lineage: Eukaryota; Metazoa; Chordata; Actinopteri; Cypriniformes; Cyprinidae. Gene Ontology annotation, cellular component: SCAR complex. The record is from RefSeq and is a predicted model, not a curated record.
ACAGCACGAGGGGGGCGGAGGGCUCCAGUCACGUGACUCAGUGACGUCGUUGCCGGAAGCAGCCUCGUUCUGGCCGUCAGGGCAACACCUAGAAAAAAACACAUCCCCGACGACGCGCCUCAAGCCCGUAAUAUGGGCGAAUUUUAACACUAAAACCCAACUCGAUCUGGCGCCUUACCCCUUAACACUACACGAGGAUUCCGUUGGGUUGUGAUUUAGCUCGUUUCAACGGUCGUUUGAGCCAUGUCUCGGGGCGCGCUGCAGCCGAGCCAGCAGAAGCUGGCGGAGAAACUGACGAUCCUCAACGACCGCGGCAUCGGGAUGCUCACGCGCAUCUACAACAUCAAGAAGCAAGGACAAGUUUGGAAGGCCUGUGGAGAUCCCAAGGCAAAGCCUUCUUACCUGAUUGACAAAAACCUGGAGUCAGCUGUGAAAUUCAUCGUCAGAAAGUUCCCGGCCAUCGAGACGCGCAACAACAACCAACAGCUUGCACAACUACAAAAAGAAAAGUCAGAAAUACUGAAGAAUUUAGCACUAUAUUACUUCACCUUUGUGGACGUUAUGGAAUUUAAGGACCACGUUUGUGAACUUCUAAACACUAUCGACGCUUGUCAAGUUUUCUUUGACAUUACUGUAAAUUUUGACCUCACAAAGAACUACCUGGAUUUGGUGGUGACGUACACUAACCUGAUGAUGCUGCUUUCUCGGAUUGAGGAGCGCAAAGCGAUAAUCGGCCUCUACAACUAUGCCCAUGAAAUGACACACGGUUCAAGUGAUCGAGAAUAUCCCAGGCUUGGACAGAUGAUUGUGGAUUAUGAGAACCCACUGAAAAAGAUGAUGGAGGAGUUUGUCCCUCAUGGAAAAUCGCUGCAAGAUGCAUUGGUCUCCCUGCAGAUGGUGUACCCACGCCGGAAUCUGUCUGCAGAUCAGUGGAGGAAUGCUCAGCUGCUCAGUUUGAUUAGUGCUCCCAGUACCAUGCUUAACCCAGCUCAGUCCGACACGAUGCCCUGUGAAUAUCUAUCCUUGGACACUAUGGAGAAAUGGAUUGUCUUCGGCUUCAUCUUGUGUCACGCGGCUCUGAACAGUGACCCUGCAGCUCUCAGUCUGUGGAAGUUAGCUCUCCAGAGCAGUUCCUGUCUCUGUCUGUUCAGGGACGAGGUGUUCCACAUUCACAAAUCUGCCGAGGAUCUCUUUGUAAACAUUCGCGGUUACAACAAGCGUGUAAAUGACAUCCGUGAAUGCAAAGAAUCUGCUUUGUCACAUGCGGGCUCCAUGCACAGAGAACGCCGCAAGUUUUUGAGAUCUGCCCUGAAAGAGCUCGCUACAGUGCUGGCGGACCAGCCAGGCUUACUGGGUCCCAAGGCUCUGUUUGUGUUCAUGGCUCUCUCCUUCGCCCGUGAUGAGAUCAUUUGGCUGCUCAGACACGCCGACAACAUCCAAAAGAAAAGCACAGAUGACUUCAUUGACAAGCACAUCGCAGAGCUGAUCUUUUACAUGGAGGAGUUGAGGGCACAUGUGCGGAAGUACGGCCCGGUGAUGCAGAGGUACUAUGUGCAGUACCUGUCUGGCUUUGAUGCCGUGGUGCUCAAUGAGCUAGUACAGAACCUGUCUGUCUGCCCAGAGGAUGAGUCCAUUAUUAUGUCGUCCUUCGUGAACACGAUGACCUCUCUCAGUGUUAAACAAGUUGAAGAUGGGGAAGUGUUUGAUUUCAGAGGGAUGAGGCUGGACUGGUUUAGACUGCAGGCUUACACCAGCGUGUCCAAGGCCUCGCUAGGACUGGCAGAUCACAGGGAGCUGGGAAAAAUGAUGAACACCAUCAUCUUCCACACCAAGAUGGUGGACUCUCUGGUGGAGAUGCUUGUGGAGACUUCUGACCUUUCCAUUUUCUGCUUUUACAGCCGCGCCUUUGAAAAGAUGUUCCAGCAGUGCCUCGAACUGCCAUCACAGUCUCGAUACUCCAUCUCUUUCCCUCUGCUCUGCACCCACUUUAUGAGCUGCACCCAUGAGCUCUGCCCUGAAGAGAGGCACCACAUCGGAGACCGCAGCUUGUCCCUUUGCAACAUGUUCCUGGACGAGAUGGCCAAGCAAGCCCGCAACCUCAUCACAGACAUAUGCACAGAGCAGUGCACCCUGAGCGACCAGCUACUGCCAAAACAUUGUGCCAAAACCAUCAGUCAGGCCGUGAACAAGAAGUCGAAAAAGCAGACGGGGAAGAAAGGUGAACCGGAGCGAGAGAAGCCUGGUGUUGAGAGCAUGAGGAAGAACAGACUCCUGGUCACCAAUCUGGACAAACUGCACACUGCUCUGUCAGAGCUCUGCUUCUCCAUCAACUACGUCCCCAACAUGAUGGUGUGGGAGCACACCUUCACCCCACGCGAGUACCUGACCUCCCACCUGGAGAUCCGCUUCACUAAGUCCAUAGUCGGGAUGACCAUGUACAACCAGGCCACACAGGAGAUCGCCAAACCAUCAGAGCUGCUCACCAGUGUGCGGGCCUACAUGACAGUGCUGCAGUCCAUCGAGAAUUAUGUGCAGAUUGACAUCACCAGAGUGUUCAACAACGUGCUGCUGCAGCAGACCCAACACCUCGACAGCCACGGAGAACCAACCAUCACCAGCCUCUACACCAACUGGUAUCUGGAGACUCUGCUGCGGCAGGUCAGCAACGGUCACAUCGCUUACUUUCCUGCCAUGAAGGCCUUCGUCAACUUGCCCACAGAGAAUGAGCUCACCUUUAAUGCGGAGGAGUAUUCUGACAUAUCUGAAAUGCGUUCCCUGUCUGAGCUGCUGGGUCCGUACGGGAUGAAGUUCCUCAGCGAGAGCCUCAUGUGGCACAUCUCCUCCCAGGUGGCUGAACUCAAGAAACUUGUGGUGGACAAUGUGGAGGUGCUGACCCAGAUGAGGACCAGCUUCGACAAGCCGGACCAUAUGGCAGCACUCUUUAAGCGGCUCACAUCAGUUGACAGCGUGCUGAAACGGAUGACCAUCAUCGGCGUGAUUUUGUCGUUCCGUUCUCUGGCUCAGGAAGCCCUCAGAGAUGUGCUGUCCUGCCACAUUCCCUUCCUGGUGAGCUCCGUGGAAGACUUCAAAGACCACAUUCCUCGUGAAACUGACAUGAAGGUCGCCAUGAACGUGUACGAGCUGUCUUCUGCGGCAGGCCUGCCCUGUGAGAUCGACCCUGCUCUGGUAGUGGCUCUGUCUUCCCAGAAGUCUGAAAAUAUUAGCCCGGAGGAGGAGUACAAGAUCGCCUGCCUGUUGAUGGUCUUCGUGGCCGUUUCCAUGCCGACCCUAGCCAGCAACGUGAUGUCACAGUACAGUCCCGCAAUAGAAGGUCACUGCAACAACAUUCACUGUCUGGCUAAAGCGAUAAACCAGAUUGCCGCUGCUCUGUUCACUAUCCACAAGGGCAGUAUAGAGGAUCGCCUCAAAGAGUUCCUCGCCCUCGCCUCCUCCAGCCUGCUGAAGAUUGGACAGGAGACAGAUAAAACCACUACACGGAACAGGGAGUCUGUUUACCUGCUCCUGGACAUGAUUGUUCAAGAAUCACCAUUCCUCACCAUGGACCUCUUGGAAUCCUGCUUCCCGUAUGUCCUGCUCCGGAACGCCUACCACGCCGUCUACAAGCAGUCUGUGUCUUCCUCGUAAGAGUUCCCGUGCGUAGAGCACUCGAGGGGGGCGGAUACUUCAGCCCUCAUUCCAUAUUCCUCUGUAGGAUUCUCCAAUGUUAUAGUCUUACCAGUUCAAGACUUUUAAUGGGAUCAAAACUUUUAUGACACUGAAUAAAGAGGGGGGAAAAAAUGAUUUGUUUAUUGACCACUUACAAUAAUCGAGUUUGAUCCCAGGGACUAGUGACACUAAGUAUCAUUUUGACCAUUUUUUUUGGUUUGUGUUUUAAUUUGCAAUGGUUAAACAUGGAAACAAACACAUUGAAUAGUUAAUUGUGUGUGUUGGGAUGUGGGGGGAGGGCAAGGGUGAAUUAUUAAAAACUCUACAUCAUGCUAAAUGCUUGUUACGAUAACAGAUGCCUCUAUGAAACAGUGAUUCUUUUGAUGUUGUUCUAGAUCUAAUCUGUGUGGGUUACUGCGUGCUUUUUUCUCUCUCUUUCUCUCUCCCUCCCUGUGAGUUUACAUUUAUUUUCAUUACACUUUGUGUUCCUUUGACAUACUUGCCAAAUUAAUAGAUAUAACAGCAUCUCAUUUGGAUUGAAAUGGCGGAAUUGUGCAUAACUACAUGUUAUUAAAGCAACCUAGUGUUGUUUGUACAAAGCAUAGUAUAAUUUUUUAACUAACUUUCAUGAUGCCUUGUGGCGUUGACACUCCAUUGUACCUGUCUGUGAGCUACAAUAAACAUUCUUACGUAUUUAUUGAAUGUUUAUCGGUUGUUUUCCCCCUCCUCUCCCUUAACCGGUUUUAUAUGUUUUGGAUUUUUUUGGAAAUGACAAUGUAUCUUCCAUAACAUGAAUAAACAUCAGGUCAAAUGCA